AUGGAACCAGCCCCAGGAGGGACCCCGGGCCUCGAGCUGCGCCCUCCGCCUCGACCCCUCCUGCGGUCGCCAUCCCGGCAGCCUAGGCGAAACCUCACCUGCUCGCAUCACAGGGAUGGGAACCGCGGGGAGGGGGCGAUCCUUUCGGGGGAUCUGGUCAAUCCACCUGCCGGCGCCCCUCGCUUGCUCCAGGUAGACACACAGAUGCGGGGCCAAGAGCCGACUGCUCCCUUGUUGAACCCGGACCUGGCUGUUCAGAGCGAGCCGCUCUACAAUCUCCCCUGGUACAAGUUGUCACCAUGAAACCAAAUUCCUCAAUUCACUCCCAAAGUACCACGAUUUCUAGACAGCACUGAGCAUAGGAGCAGCGGUUCCAGCAACCAAAAUUUGGUCCUCGGCGGCGGCGGCCAAAUCAGUGGUCAGAGGUGGGAAGCUGAAAAUUUACUUCUGCCAUCCCCAGUAAUUGCUUCCCUACUACCUGAUGGAAUUAAGACGUUCCAGUCAAUAUCUGUCCCUCAAACCUUGAACCAAGAGGGGAAGCUGCGGUUUCGCGGCUUCAAUUUCACAGAGGAGGAACUGAGCUUCGUUCUGUAUGGAGCCAUCGCUAGUCCAGAGCACCCAACCGACUUACAGCAUGCAAUUUCAGGCAUCCUGGUUCCCACAGAGAGUUCUGGGUCUAAUCAUCUUCAUAAAACCCUGGACAAAGACUCCCUUCAGCUUCCGGAAGGUCUCUGCCUCAUGCAGACCUCAUUUGGUGAUGAUGUGCCAUACUUUGGCGUGUUCUGCAGCGACUUCAUUGCCAAAGGAGUGAGAUUUGGACCCUUUCGAGGUAGAGUGGUCAAUGCCAGCGAAGUGAAGGCACACAGGGACAACUCUCGGAUGUGGGAAAUUUUUGAAGACGGUCACCUGAGCCAUUUUAUCGACAGCAAAGGUUCUGGGAACUGGAUGUCCUAUGUCAACUGUGCUCCGUUCCCCAAGGAGCAAAACCUGCUGGCCGUGCAGCACCAAGGGCAGAUAUUUUAUGAGAGUUGUAGAGACAUCCAGCAGAACCAGGAACUGCUUGUGUGGUACGGAAACGGCUAUGAGAAGUUCCUGGGCGUUCCCAUGAACCUCCGUGUCACUGAGCAAGGAGGCCGGCAGCUAUCUGAGUCCUCUGAAGAGUCUGCAGAAGGUUACAGAUGUGAACGCUGUGGAAAGGUGUUUACCUACAAAUACUACAGAGAUAAGCACCUGAAGUACACUCCCUGUGUGGAUAAGGGGGACAGGAAGUUUCCGUGUUCUCUCUGCCAAAGAUCCUUUGAAAAGCGUGACUGGCUCCGGAUCCAUAUUCUUCACGUCCAUGAGAGGCACCGGCCCUACCUGUGUUCAACCUGUGGGAAAAGCUUUUCUCAGUCUUCCAGCCUGAACAAGCACAUGAGGGUCCACUCUGGAGACAGGCCAUACCAGUGCGUGUACUGUACAAAGAAGUUCACUGCCUCCAGCAUACUCCGAACACACAUUAGACAGCACUCAGGAGAGAAGCCCUUCAAGUGCAAGCACUGUGGCAAAGCUUUUGCAUCUCAUGCUGCCCACGACAGCCACUUCCGGCGCUCACACAAGGACAAUGGCCGUAGCUCCUGCAAUAUUUGUGGGAAAGGCUUUCUGGAUCAAGAGGCUUUCUAUGCCCACAUGAGGCUUCAUAAAACAUGGUAG
Molecule: messenger RNA, 1692 nt
Organism: Mus caroli (Ryukyu mouse)
Lineage: Eukaryota; Metazoa; Chordata; Mammalia; Rodentia; Muridae
Source: RefSeq, a predicted model, not a curated record